Procambarus clarkii (red swamp crayfish) is the source of this 8071-nucleotide messenger RNA. It is a transcript of the gene GlcT, whose product is annotated as ceramide glucosyltransferase. Gene Ontology annotation, molecular function: ceramide glucosyltransferase activity. Gene Ontology annotation, cellular component: membrane. NCBI's taxonomy places the organism in Eukaryota, Metazoa, Arthropoda, Malacostraca, Decapoda, Cambaridae. The record is from RefSeq and is a predicted model, not a curated record. Gene Ontology annotation, biological process: glucosylceramide biosynthetic process.
GAGGGUGAAGCGACCAGUCUGGCGAGGAUGGCUGCGAGGAGCACACCUCUUGACCCCUCGCCGCCACGCUCUAUAUGACUAGUGUCUCCUCUAGUACACCCUCCUGGCCGCCGCUCACUCUAUAACCCACCUCCGGGGGCGCCCUCUUCCUCUCGUGUGACAACAAGGUCGGGAGAGGAAGCGUGUAAACAGUGCCGUGUUGGGAAACAAGUGAGUGUGUGUUGGGUGGACGGGAUUGACAGUGCAGACGGAAAUUAUUCACCGUAGUUGAGGAUAGAGGUGACGGGCAUGGCGGUGUGAGGUGACGGAGGCAGGCAGACGACUCCCACCAUCAUAUCCUGCAGCCACAGAUCAUCUGAGAAAGGGAAGCACCGGAGAAACAUGGGAAGAACACUUCAGUAAUAUAACACCAUGUCCACAUCACCGCCCACAGACCGCUCGCUGGACCACCGCCACACACCCCCACACCUCGCACCAAUGACACCAAGAAGCAAGUCAGUGCGGUGACUCGCUGUUGGAGGCAAUAGCAACGAGGGGAUUCUUCACUUGCAAGUGUAGUGCUCCAAACACCAUGUCUCUUCUGGCUCUAUGAUUCUCCAAGCGGCCACUGUAUUCAUAUCUAUAGUUUUACAAGCAACCUCUCAUUUGGUGUUCUGUUUUUAUUAGCGACUGACGUUUUGACUCGUCUCUGUGUUCAACUCUAAUGCCAAAAGUGACUGGCGCAGCUCAUACCAUCGACCUCAAGAUACACCUUCACAAAGUCAACAUAGACGUGAGGUGACUGGCAGACUGUUUCAGUAAAAUGCAAGUCUCAUAAGAUCACCCCCCCCCCUCCUCCCCGAAGACAUGUAGCAUUCACUGGGGAAUCUGAUGUUUUCUGGUUAUCCGAAUGUUUGAAACCUUUGUUCCUUGUGUUGAAGAAAAGGGGCCCCAGAAGCUACUGAAGACGACCAAUUCCCUGUACGCCUGUGAACCAGGCUUCUCAACCCACACUUCCGCAGAUCAGUGUUGUUAUACGAACCAUUGUUAUAGCAGAAGGCGUGAGAAUAGUAGUGUUAGAAGUGAAGAGCAAGAAUGAUGGUGCGGGUGUGGUUGGCAGGCCAUGACACUACGUCUUCUUGCCUUUCCAAAUGUAAAUAUAACAAAACAAUACUUUCUAAUUGUUAUUAUAAACAUUAACUUCUACUCCGACGUUAAUUUUGCCUUCAAUUAUUUUGAAAGAAUAUUAUGAUUUACUUGACGUAGCACGUGACAAUGGAGGUUAGCCUAGUGACAAAAUUGUGAAAAGUACAAAUUGCGUUUUAAGAAACUUAACAAACUCAUAAAAUUAUAAUUAAAAGGCAUAGAAAACCCGCCAGAGUUGAUUAAAACCGCUGUUAGAAGUAAACUUGUGUGGUGUUGAUAAAGACGAGUGGGACGGGAAAGGCAGUGUUAUUGUGAGCGCGAGGCGGAGACAGGAGCCGCGGCGGCCGCCUCGUCCAGGGCCCGUGACCAGUUCGAUGUUGAGUCCAGGGCUUGGAGUGGGAGGCUGGUUGUCGCACAAGGACUGGUUCUGGGUGUUGUUGAGGGGCAGCAUCAGCAGCGCCGGCAGACACCACAGCUGGGCGUGGGCGUGGAACGUGGGCUUCCUCCUCCUCAUAUCAUCUGCCACCCACCAUAACAUUAUUCCUCAUUCUACUACCCCUUCCUCCCCCCCAAUUCACCAAGCCGUGUACCGUUUCUCCGCCUUCCCCGCCCCCUUUACCGCCGGUGGUGUGCCCCCGCCCGUAGUGAAAGACAGUGUACCGCCCCAGGAAGGCAGCAGGAACAAGAGCCCCGCCAUGACGGAAAUACAAAUGUACAAGGUGAUGCUUGCAUUUGCCAUCCUGGUCUUCUGGACAGGCUUCUGGGUCGUACACCUCAUCGGCAUCAUUUAUGGGUACCGUCGCCUGCACCACCGUCGGGCAGUGAGUGUGGAGAGCGGGGAGCAGGGGGUGCUGGGGGUCAGUAUCUUGAAGCCUCUGGUCGGCACCCCCAUGGACCCCAACCUUAUGACCAACCUCGAGACCUUCUUCAACCUCAACUACCCCAAGUUUGAGCUGCUGUUCUGUGUGCAGGAGGAAGGUGACCCAAGCAUCAUGAUUGUCCAGCAACUGAUGAAGAAGCACCCGCAUGUUGACGCUUCUUUCUUUACAGGUGGCUUGGAGGUGGGUGUGAAUCCCAAAAUCAAUAACAUGCAGCCGGGGUACCUGGCAGCCAAACAUGAGUUACUGUUGGUUUCUGACUCGGGUCUGCUCAUGAAGGAAGACACGCUUACUGAUAUGGUUGCUCAUAUGACACCUGAUGUUGGUAUUGUCCAUCAGAUGCCCUUCACCUGUGACAGGAAGGGAUGGCCAGCUAUAUUGGAGAAGGUUUACUUUGGUACUGGACAUGCAAGAAUGUACCUGUUUCUAGGACUACUGGACACUCUUGGCUUUGGUGUCAACUGCUGUACCGGAAUGUCUUGUCUGAUGAGAAAAAAGGUGCUGGAUGAAGCUGGAGGAAUCAGUGCUUUUGGCAUAUACUUAGCAGAAGAUUACUUCUUCGCUAAGUACAUCCAGGAUCGCGGCUGGGGAAUUCGCAUUGCCUCACAGCCUGCCUGGCAAAAUGCAGGAAUCUGUCGAGUUAAGAUCUUCCUGUCCAGACUAACAAGAUGGUGUAAAUUACGCAUAGCAAUGGUACCUCACACAAUACUGUUGGAGCCAUUGAGUGAGUGUAUGGUACUAGGGCUGAUUGUGUCGUGGGCUGCCACUAUUGUGUUGCGGGCUGACUACCUUGUCUUUUUUCUGUUUCACACACUUUCAUGGUCUCUUGCUGAUUGGAUCAUGCUCAAUAUUGUGCAGAAUGGGCCUCCUCCAUUCAGCAAGUUUGAGUUUGUGAUUAGCUGGUUAUUCCGAGAAGUAAGUGCCCUCUUUAUCUUCCUUCAUGCUGUGUGGAACCCAGUCAUCAGCUGGCGUACUGGGUCCUUCAAGUUGCGGUGGUGGGGUGUGGCAGAGCCUGUCAAUACCAGGGUCACUGUGAUGUAACAUGUAAGUUUUGCGGGACUAUUCUCACGAGAGCUUACAGCUGUGUGUGGACGCUGUCAUAUGAAAUGGCCCCAGAAAUUAGCAGACUUCAUAGCUUCUCUGUACAGUAUAUGAUGUUCAUGACAGCUUCAACUUGUAGCAACCCUGAGAUGGGAGGCCCAUCAGACAUGAUCUCAUAUUGGCAACCCUGAGAUGGGAUACCCCGUCAGACAUGGUCUCGUAUUCGUGUCUUAUUUUUACAGGGUGGAUAAAUAUGCCACGAUAACAGCUAUAUUGUAAGCAUGAACAAAGUCCAUAUGAAUCUUAGCACUAUACUUCUGAUUGCAUUAGGGAUGCAUAAAAAUAUCCCUAGGUAUUGCCUGAUUUUACCAGGUAUACAUAGCUGCCAUUUCCAGAUGAUGGAGGCACCUCAUGUUGGUCCAUAUUGUGACACAGUAGCUAUUAUUUCACUUUCAUGUGUGCUGAUAUUUGGCAGUGGUGUAAAGUUGAUACAAUUGACAUAACGAAUGAAAGAGUACGAAGGCAAGAAUUGCUUUUGAAUGAUGAAUUAGUAAGGCAUUAGUAAAAUUAUGUUUAAUUCACUUUGCCAGGACACUGACAAACAUUAUAAUUUUGUGGUCCAGCAAGUAAUUGGGUACAGUUGCACCAGCCAAAUGUUGUUACACUAUAAGCUUGUCAGCUUUUUUCCAUAUUGAGUGCCCAAGAUGGGCAUUAAAUAUUGGAUCUUGGUUAGCACACUAGUUGAAAAUGUUUUCUUUACUGAACCAUGAUGAGAUAUUUAAAUUUGAAGAUAUCAGCAUUGUUUGGUGUAAUGAUUGCACGAGGUGGUUACAAAGACAUACAAUAAGCAUAAAAAGUGCAGGGAAUUAGUGUUUAAUAUUAAGACUGGCACAUGCUGGGCCUUGCAUGUACGAGUGUGGCAUCACACAUGUACGAGUGUGGCAUCACACAUGUACAAGUGUGGCACCACACACGUACAAGUGUGGUAUCUGGAAAAGCCGUUGGUGUUGGUGCCGUCGCUGUGUAAUAUAAUACUGGGAUACUCGAGUAGUGUAUGGUCCGAGGGAGCCUGCUAUACGUUUAACUUCCAACCACUACAUUCUGGAAAGUUACUGUACAGUUACCUUAUUUUUUUUAAUAAUUUUUUAUGUUGCAAGCCUUAACAAUUUUAAUUGAUACUUUGCAAAAUUGUGCAUAAUUUUUACAGUACAGUAUGCACUUUGAUGUUUUUAAUGUAAUUUUUUAUAAUAUUUGUUUUCAAAAUAAACCGUUAUGAUCGUUAAGUUUAUUGUAAUACAAGAUAAAGGUGCAAAAUUUAAUACUAUAUAUACAACUUGACAUUUAAACCCAAAAUACAAAAGUAGAGUAGUGUAUAAGUAAAGCACAGCAUCAAAUAGAUGAGACAUGUAAACAGAAAAAAUACAGCAUCUUUCAUCACAUAUUCCGUCCCUUGUAUACAGGCUGCCAUAAGUGACCAUCAAGACUUUUAAUUCCAAGCUUUGUUUAAGAUCUGGAUUUGCCAUUGACUAGCUUAUUUGUGAAAACAAAACAAAAAAACUUGAAUGCCUGACCAAUGUGAUCAGUGUUAUGGUGAGAGUGGAGUGGACCAAAAGGUCGGACUUGCAGGUGAUCACACCGUGUGUGAAAAAGAUGUCGGUAGCACAAAUUCAUGGAUAAUAUUAGUACUUAAUUUUUAUUUAAUGCGUUUAUCAACUUGGUCACAAGUUACAAGAAUGACUGUAGUGUGUAAUAAAUGCAACAUGUACAUAUAAGGAUCUAUGUGCAAGUUUGUGUGCUGAAUGUAAGUAUAUGCCAAGUGUUGUAUAUAUGAGCAGAGUCUUGUAUCAAAUCAUUUAUUUAUAAGCUUAGACUUUGAGGUGGCAGUAGGUUCUUGGUUGUACAAGUGCACUAAUAAUUAAUAUUUAUACAGAGUAAAACUUAAGGUAACUUGCAUAUUUCAACAAAGGCCUUUAACAAGCAUACCCGGAGACCAAAGAUAUCUCAACACUUACCUUGGAAAAAAAUUAUGAUAUCUAACCGUCUGAGAAUGAAGAAACAAUAUGAUGUUUCAGUCCGCCCUGGACUAUUAUCAAGUUGCGUAAUAGUGUGUGGAAGAGAUUAAUAAUAUAAGGAAUGAGGGUGAGAGGAAUGAAACAAAGAUGGAGAUAAACAUAAGAUGAAAGGUAAGAAUAAGAUUUAUCCCUUCCACACACUAUUGCACAACAUGAUAAUGGUUGAGGACGGACCGAAAUGUGGUCAUUUCUUCAUUUUCAGAUAUGUGGGUUGGGUAUCAAUUCUUCAGCCAUGUUAUUGUGACUUGUCGUCUGCACAAACUUUGAUGUACAGUAUUUGGUUGUUAUUUCUUAAUAAAGUACUGUAUGUCAUAACUGGUAUCUAAAUAUAAGUUGUAAUGGGGAAAUAUAUGAAUAAAGUAUUAAAUAAAAGGUGAAAAUUAAAAGAAAUGUAUUUGAAGAGUUGCAAAUUAGAUAAGUGUGGUGUGGUGGGAGAGAAACUACUAUUGACUAUGUUAACUGUGUGUGCUAGGCUAUAGCUUCUCUCAUAUUAUUGAAGGCUUUCAAUCUGACUCAUUCUUGUUUACAUCUUUAAGAAUGUCAUGUAUGUUUAAAAUUUGGUCAUUAGACAGCCCACUACCACAUGCCACCUCUACACAGAGUGCUUCAAAUAGUGCUUGUACUGUGCCUUUUACAUAUGUGGCAUUAACUUGCAUUUAAUUACAUUUUGUAUUAAAAUAGAAUGUAACAAAAUAUCUUGUCAUUUAAGCUUAAGUAAAAAAAGGAACCAAGGUUUUUGCUCAACAUAUGUCAGUAAGUGUUUUGGUGUCCUUAUUGUUAUUAUAAACUAUAAACCUGCAGAUCUUAAGAUUUUUUCAAAGAUAAUGUAGAGAAUAUAUCAACUCGUCUUAAUUUUUUUUAUCAAAAUGAGCUGUCUGUUAUGGUUUGAAAGUUUCCCAUAUUUUUUGACAGAGCUUAGGUAAGACGUUAGUGGGAUAAAUAUGGUAAUGAAAAAUUCUGCACGAAUGAUCUUCAACCUAUAGUUGAACAUAGGCAACCCACCUGACCUAUCGAGGUCGAUACUUAUUAGUCCAAGGGAGCAUCAGUAUUACAGAGCUUUUAAUUUGACUGAAACACCAGGAUGAUAAUGAUGCUGUGGGGGUCAUAGUGUCUAUAUUUCAGUGCAUUAAGUGUGAGGACAGAUUGAAAUUAAUGCAAAAUGAUUGGAAAAUGUUCAUACAUUGUAAAUGAACAGUAAUAUUGUUUUCUGGACUUUUAAUAGGUAAAUGUUAAUUUGUUAUCAGUGUACCAUUGUUUUACAUUAUGAUGGAAACUAUAAGGUUGUGAUGAUUGACGAGUUAAGAGUGACACUUGAAGCAAGGUGGUCAUCAGUAUCCUAGGCAUUAUUUAACUGUACACUGCAGACUGAGUAACAUACCUGUCUUCUAUGCAUAACUCAAUUGAAUCCUUCACACACAAUAAUUUGUAUUUAACAUUAUCAGGUAUAUACGUAAUGCACAAUGACUCCAGUAUUAGGCCUUAAGGAAUGUAAGUCUGUAAUUUAACUUUUAUGGAGAUAUAUAUUUCCACUUUAAGGGUCUGAAGUAUUGUUAAAUAUUUUUUUUUUUGUGUGUGUACUGUCACUCAACAUAAAUACACAGGAUAAUGGUAUAGAGUCCAGCAUGCUUACCCCUUUCAUGUGUUACACUACUUAAUUUUUGAAAUACUAAAAAAAAUAAAAUGGCAUUGAUAUUUUGGUGUGUAUGAAUGUAUUGUGUAUUAGUUUACCAAAUUAUUGGACAUAGUCAGGCAGUACAAACUUAAUAUUGAGCAAGUGAACUUUCCAGUAUCAAAGUUGGUGAGUUCGAUUGGCCAUAAGUAAAUCACUUUCUCCUAGUCACAUUAUGCAGUUGCCAUAUUUGUUGUAUGUAAAUUAUCACUGAAAAGCAAGGGAAGCAUUUACAUAGAGCAAGUAAUUUUUUGUUUAAUGUUUUGUACACAAACACAUUAUUGCAUUUAUACUCUUCCACAAUAAAUUUACAUUUUUUGUUUCAGAAGAAAACUGAAAAGUUACUUUGAGAGUAGUAUGAGGACAUUUUGCUCUAUAAAUGCUGGUUUUGUUUUUCUAUGAUUGGUCUUGUGUGCAUAAAUUGAUGUUGGUAGUUUUGCAUUCUUAUAUUUCACAAUACGAGAUACAAACGUUCACAUUGUGUAAUUUUGUUUAAAGCAUGUAAAUAAAAGUUACCACUACAAUUUCUAAAGUGUUUAAUUUAGAUGUGUAGUUCUGUUGUCUAAACAUCAAUCUUGCAACAAUUUGUAGUCGAUGAUAUGCAAAACAUAUUCUUAUCUAAUUUAGUAUCCGUGUAAUAGCAUUUCAAAGAAAUUAAUACUUAUUUUUCACAAGAAUAAGAACCAAGAUGAAAUAUUGUAAUGAUUUAUAUAAUAAUUUAAGGAGAACAUUUUAUUUGUGAAGGUUACAGGAAUUAUAAUUAUUAUUUCCAAGUAUGAACCUGAUAGAAUGGAAAACUAAAACAGAAUACAUAACUAAUCGUUAAAUUUUUUUAAAGUUAUUUUGAUGUAAACGUUAAAUGAAGGUAAUACAGUUCUCUAUUGUUCCAAAAUUAUACCAUAUAUACAGAUUUUUAAUUAACAGUAGGUAUGACCCCAAUUGGAACCCUUUUCAUAAAGAAUGAUGAAUGGCUGACAACUUUAUAAAUGCAGUGUUCUAAAAUAUUAUUCUGUCCUUUUGUAUGACAAUGAAUCAUUACUGUAAGUCAAAUUCAGAAUUUUUUCUUGAAGUCAGUACAGUAUUUUGUUAUAACUUAAACUUGGUUUAAAAGUAAAUAAUUUAUGGAUAAAUUCAAAAUGUGUGUUGUAUAAGUCAUAACUGUAUUUGGAUGUUAAAAAGUGACCAAGAAUGACAUCAUAACUGCUUGGUCAGCUAUUAGGGGUCUUGCUGUCUUUGACUCUACUUUAUAUCUUUCUUGAACUGGCAAAUAAACCUAAUUUCAUAAA